AUCUUUCUAUAUAUAGAUAGUUUUGAGCUCUUUCCAUGGGCAAGCAAACUCAGUGAAGAUGUUGGAACAAAAUCCUCAGUACCUCUAUUUACUUACAAUUUUUUCUGUCAUAGUAAUUUUCUAUAGAUGGUUCACUGUAAAAACAGCCUCGAAAAAUCUGCCACCUUCUCCGCCAAAAUUACCUAUAAUUGGAAAUUUUCAUCAAAUUGGACCAGACCCUCACAUUUCACUGGGAGCCUUGGCUCAAAAGUAUGGUUCACUAAUGCUACUCAAGUUUGGAAGUGUACCGGUUCUUGUUGCUUCUUCAGCUGAUGCAGCUCAAGAGAUUAUGAAAACCAAUGAUCUGGCUUUCGCAGACAGACCUACUACAAGUAUUACAGAUAGGCUUUUUUAUAAUAGCAGAGACGUGGGUUUUGCUCGUUAUAGUGAAUACUGGAGACAGGUGAAGAGUAUAUGUGUCGUUCAACUUCUAAGUACCAAAAGGGUUCAAUCCUUUCACAAUGUUAGAGAAGAAGAAGUUGACCUUUUGAUCCAGAAUAUUGAGUAUUCAAAAAUAGUUAACUUAAGGGAUUUGUUUUCCGAGCUGACUAAUAAUGUAGUCUGCAGGGUUGCACUUGGGAGGAAAUAUGGAAAUGAUAAAGGUAACUCAUACAAGCAUUUACUCAAGGAAAUGACUAAUCUGCUAGGUUACUUCAGAAGCAUAGGGGAUUUUAUUCCUUUGCUUUAUUGGAUUGAUCGCCUUAAAGGCUUAAAGGGGAAGGUGGGGAAAGUAGCUGACGAGGUUGAUGCUUUUCUGGAAGGUGUUCUCAGAGAUCACCGACAGGGUAGUACUGCACCGGAUGAUGCUUAUGCAAACAAAGACUUUGUGUCCAUUUUGCUUGAGAUUCAGAAAGAGAACUUGGAUACAGGCCUUUCUAUUGACGACGAUUGCAUUAAAGCUGUUAUCUUGGAUAUGUUCUUUGCUGGGACCGAAACAUCAUCUACAACUUUAGAAUGGACAAUAGCAGCGCUACUAAAAAAUCCAGGCGUCCUGCUAAAAUUGCAGACUGAGAUUAGAGAAAUAGGCAGAGGCAAAUCAAAAAUAACGGAGGGUGAUUUAGCCAAAAUGCACUAUCUGAAAGCAGUGAUGAAAGAGAGCAUGAGACUGUACUUUACAGCUCCGCUACUAAUGCCUAGAGAAGCAAGACAGGACGUAAAAGUAAUGGGGUACGACAUAAGAUCAGGGACACAAGUACUAAUUAAUGCUUGGGCAAUUGCAAGGGACCCUGCAUUGUGGAACAACCCAGAGGAGUUUAGGCCUGAAAGGUUCUUCAAUAAUCCCAUUGAUUACAAAGGCCUUCACUAUGAGUACCUUCCCUUUGGAGCAGGCCGGAGGGUCUGCCCUGGAAUCCUGUUUGCAGUGGCUGUUAAUGAACUUGCAGUAGCCAAUCUUGUACACAAAUUUGACUUUGAAUUGCCUCAUGGAGAAAGAAUGGAGGAUAUGGACAUGACUGGUGUCACGGGCUUGACUGUUCGUAGGAAAUCUCCCCUCUUAGUGAUUGCCACUCCACAUGUUUGAUUACCAAGUAUGCAAGUAGGUCAUUCCAUUGUCAUUCUAUCCAUCUAUAAUAAAUAAGACAAUUAUGUUAAUGCAUCUUGAAGUUGGAUUCAACAAUAUAUCAGUACUUAUUCUACUGAUAGUGGACUGGAGCUAUAAAUAUGAUUAUAUGCAUACCAGGUCAUACUUCUGAGAACUUUUCGC
Daucus carota subsp. sativus is the source of this 1741-nucleotide messenger RNA. RefSeq names its product psoralen synthase. The record is from RefSeq and is a predicted model, not a curated record. Lineage: Eukaryota; Viridiplantae; Streptophyta; Magnoliopsida; Apiales; Apiaceae. Gene Ontology annotation, molecular function: monooxygenase activity; oxidoreductase activity, acting on paired donors, with incorporation or reduction of molecular oxygen; iron ion binding. The transcript has 2 exons. Bases 59 to 1558 code for a protein of 499 amino acids.